GCGAGAUGUUGAGUUGACCAACAUUUUGGCCGAAUCCUUUCGUGUCCAGCCCACCACUCACCAAAUUUCACGACGAGAAGUGCUUCUGGUUCCCGUUGCUCGCAACCAUCCUGCGCUGGAUGCUGUUGCCUUCUCGCCCGCCUUUAUUUCUUCGUUUCUCUAGACUUCUUGUUCCCACGCAUUUGCUCUCGGCCGUCCCAAGACACAGCAGUCCCGUCACCAUGGACGGGCUUCGAGUGAGGAUGUCUGCUCUAACACCUUAUGCAAAGAAGCACAAGGUCACCGUGAUCGGUUCUGGAAACUGGGGAUCGACUAUUGCCAAACUUGUGGGAGAAAACACACUAGAACACCCUGAGCUCUUCGAACGGGAGGUGCAGAUGUGGGUUUAUGAAGAGGAGGUUGAACUGGACAAGAAAUCAAAACACUAUGACGAGUCCUCCGAAUUUAGCAAAGGAAAACAAAAGCUGUCGACGCUCAUCAACGCCUUCCACGAGAACGUUAAAUACCUCCCUGGAAUUGCUCUACCUCCCAACGUCGUUGCCAAUCCGAGCCUGGUCGACUCAGUCAAGAACUCUACUAUUCUGAUCUUCAAUCUCCCUCACCAAUUUAUUCUCAACCUAUGCAAACAGCUCCGUGGCCAUAUCCUACCCUUCGCUCGAGGCAUCUCGUGCAUCAAAGGUGUCAACGUCCACGAAUCCUCCAUCAGCUUAUUUUCCGAGACUAUUGGAGCGGAACUGGGGAUAUACUGUGGUGCCUUGUCUGGAGCAAAUAUUGCCAGUGAAGUGGCCCAAGAGAAAUUCAGUGAAACUACAGUUGCAUACGACCCGCCAUUGAUGGAUUCACAAUCACCUACACCUGCCACAUCACAAGGCCCCAGCCCAGCUUCAAGCCAUGUUGAUUUGACAAAAUUGGUACACAAGGACGUCUCCGGCAAUCCAUCCAAGGUCCAGCUCAAGCCGCUCCCUGCCGAAUAUCACUCAAUCGACCAUGAUACGUUGAAGAAACUGUUUCACCGGCGCUACUUUCACGUGCGAGUAGUCUCUGACGUAGCUGGUGUAUCUCUGGGUGGUGCUUUGAAGAACGUCGUCGCCGUUGCUGCUGGCUGGGUUGACGGUUUGGGCUGGGGCGACAAUGCCAAGGCAGCAGUUAUGCGAAUUGGUCUGCUGGAGAUGAGAGAGUUCGGAAACAGAUUCUUCCCUCAUACGAUUCAGUCUGACACAUUCACGGUCGAGUCGGCAGGGGUUGCAGAUUUGAUCACCUCGUGUUCUGGCGGCCGCAACUUUCGGUGCGCCAAAAUGAGCAUCCAGGAGGGCAAAUCGAUCGAGGAGAUUCAGGAAAGGGAGCUUAAUGGGCAGAAGCUUCAAGGAGCAUUGACUGCCCAUGAAGUCAAUAAAUUCCUCCGGUACAAGGGAAUGGAGAAGGACUUCCCUCUUCUUACUGCUGUAUACAACGUCCUGGAAGGCAAGGAGAAGGCCGAGCAUCUUCCUGAUCUGAUCGAACCAGAAGACGAGUAAGUUCCGACGCCAUUGUUUCUGCAUGUGUUUCUCUCUGCGUGGCCGGGAAAUUUGUUUUGCCGAAGCUGGCAGAACUUUGUCUGGGAACACCGGAGAAUCUUGGUGUUGCGUUACAAGUAUGACAUGAUACCCAGCGACAGCAAUGGAUGGGUUGAAUGGUAUGAUCUAUUGGUCUAUGUAUGAAUAUAGCCACCUCAGGGACAGACGAAUGCUCCCCUGCAGGAAGACAAUCGCCUAGGUGUCAGGUGAUAAGAUGAUCAAACGCUGCUGGGAACCAGACCAGAGACUUGAUAAAUGAACACUCUUGUUUGAUUUUGUA
Cladophialophora immunda is the source of this 1833-nucleotide messenger RNA. RefSeq lists its product as uncharacterized. Gene Ontology annotation, molecular function: NAD binding; glycerol-3-phosphate dehydrogenase [NAD(P)+] activity. The record is from RefSeq and is a predicted model, not a curated record. Gene Ontology annotation, biological process: carbohydrate metabolic process; glycerol-3-phosphate catabolic process. Bases 120 to 1514 code for a protein of 464 amino acids. Gene Ontology annotation, cellular component: nucleus; cytosol; glycerol-3-phosphate dehydrogenase (FAD) complex. The transcript has 2 exons. Lineage: Eukaryota; Fungi; Ascomycota; Eurotiomycetes; Chaetothyriales; Herpotrichiellaceae.